Messenger RNA from Saccostrea cuccullata (small rock oyster), 1564 nucleotides. Its product is annotated as GMP reductase 2-like. NCBI's taxonomy places the organism in Eukaryota, Metazoa, Mollusca, Bivalvia, Ostreida, Ostreidae. Gene Ontology annotation, cellular component: GMP reductase complex. Gene Ontology annotation, biological process: nucleotide metabolic process. Gene Ontology annotation, molecular function: GMP reductase activity. The transcript is spliced from 8 exons. The coding region runs from base 1 to 1113 and encodes 370 amino acids. The record is from RefSeq and is a predicted model, not a curated record.
AUGAUUGCUUCUCAUUGUGCUGAACUGUUACCAAUCAUCUUGUUGACCAUAAUUGGUCUCCUUUAUUAUAUCAUUGCAGAAGUAGCUAACCCCAAGCAGAGUUUAGUGAUGUAUGCCACAACAGCUGGAUCGGGAGGGGCUGUGGUGGACCUGUGUAGAUCCUUUACCUUCAGAAACUCAGGACAGACUUACGAUGGAAUCCCUGUCAUGGCCGCCAAUAUGGACACAGUGGGAACGUUUGAAAUGGCCAAAAGCUUCGCCAAAAGCAAGUGUUUUGUUUGUAUACACAAGCAUUAUUCUGUAGAAGCAUGGAAGGAAUUCGCUGCAGAAAACAAGGGCAUCAUGGAGAAUGUAGCCGCCAGCACAGGUACGGGGGAGGGAGACUUGAAGAAGCUGAUCGCGAUAAGUCAGGCCAUCCCAGAACUCAAAUACAUCUGUGUGGACGUCGCUAAUGGCUAUUCUGAACAUUUCGUCCAAUUUGUGCGAGAUGUGAGAAAAACAUUCCCCAAACAUACGAUAAUGGCUGGAAAUGUGGUAACAGGUGAGAUGGUGGAGGAGCUGAUAUUGUCUGGUGCUGACAUCAUUAAGGUGGGGAUCGGUCCCGGCAGUGUCUGUACCACGCGUAAGAAGACGGGAGUAGGAUACCCCCAGCUGAGUGCUGUACUUGAGUGUGCUGAUGCCGCCCACGGGCUGGGAGGCCACAUUAUUUCUGAUGGUGGCUGUACUUGUCCCGGUGAUGUAGCUAAAGCUUUUGGUGCUGGUGCUGACUUUGUGAUGCUGGGAGGCAUGUUUGCUGGUCACACAGAGUCAGGAGGGGAAAUGAUUGAGGAAAACGGCAAGAAAUUCAAAUUAUUUUAUGGGAUGAGUUCAGCUACUGCCAUGAAGAAACAUGCAGGAGGUGUGGCAGAGUACAGGGCCUCUGAGGGUAAGACGGUACAGAUAGAAUAUAAAGGUGAUGUAGACGGCACACUACAGGACAUUCUGGGAGGACUACGGUCUACUUGUACUUACGUGGGGGCCGGAAAACUAAAGGAGCUCAGUCGUAGGACAACAUUUAUACGAGUGACGCAGCAGCUUAAUGAAGUCUUUAGUGCAUUUACCAAAGAACAUUAACAGUCAUAAUGAACGAGUGUUAGACAAGUGUGUGUGUCAUUCCAGUAUUGAUUCCUAAUCUCUCUUUGAUGAAGUCAUUGAUGAUGUCAUUGGUGAUGUCAUUUUACCUUAUUUCUGCAUGGACCUGGAACAGUCAAAGGGAUGAACGGAUUUUAUCAACAGCUAUUUUUUUUUACCUGAUUUGCUUCUAAUGUAAUAUAAAGAAAUUUUGUGCCAAUGUCCAGUUGUUUCAAUCUUGUAUGCAUCUAGUCAGUUGUGCAAAUCAUGGACACUUUUGGAUGUUUUAAUUAUGGUGACUGAAUUUAAUGUCAUCUAUGACUAUGGAAAAGAAAUCCACAUUUUGUUUUAUUUUUCUCCACGACUUUGCAUUUUGAGUUUUCUGUUAUUUGAAUCAUAUUAUUAAAGAUUUUCCCUUGUCCUGUAUUCUUCACAAGGGAAGUUAAUUGUUUCA